AGAAGAAGAAGCAGCCAGGCUGCAGGCAAACAGCAGCAUGUCUUACAGUGCGAAGAUCGGUCCGUCCAUCCUGAGCAGCGACCUGUCCUGUCUGGGCAGCGAGUGUGUGCGGAUGAUGGAGUGCGGAGCAGACUACCUGCACCUUGACGUUAUGGACGGGCAUUUUGUCCCCAACAUCACAUUUGGACAUCCCAUGGUAGAGUGCCUGAGGAAGUCAAUAGGCCAAGACCCUUUCUUUGACAUGCACAUGAUGGUGUCUCGGCCAGAGCAGUGGGUGAAGCCCAUGGCUGCAGCAGGAGCCAGCCAGUACACAUUCCACAUAGAGGCCACCACCAACCCUGGAAACCUCAUCAAGGAGAUAAAAGAGAGUGGCAUGAAGGUGGGUUUGGCCAUAAAGCCUGGCACUACUGUUGAAGAGCUAGCACCCUGGGCUAACCAGAUUGACAUGGCUCUGGUCAUGACUGUUGAACCUGGCUUUGGUGGACAGAAGUUCAUGGAUGACAUGAUGCCCAAGGUGAGCUGGUUGAGGAGUCAGUUCCCUUCAUUAGACAUUGAGGUAGAUGGAGGGGUCGGCCCUGACACCAUUCACAAGUGUGCAGAGGCGGGAGCCAACAUGAUUGUUUCAGGCAGCGCUGUGAUAGGCAGUGACGACCCCCGAUCUGUCAUCGCUCUCCUGCGCACGGCGGUGGUCGAAGCAAUCCAGAAACGUUCGCUGGACCGCUGAGAUGUGCUCUUUGUGACACGCUACCGGCCCACUGCAGCAACACACCACAGCAGCCAGUGGAACAGACUCAAUACGGAUAAUUCUGGGGUUGAGGUUGGGUGUCACGGUCGGAGCAGGGGCGGGCUCUCUGACGGCCUAAUCCAAAACACUUUGAUGUGAGUGAAGCUGCACCGUGCCUCUACAAAACUUUUUGAACCUGUCCUAUCACAAUCUCCUCUCUGAACAGUUAACUCAAAGUGAGUCUCAUCGCAGGAUGGGGACAACCAUUUCAAGACUGGAGCUGAGCUUACGCAGAUUUCACAUCUGUAAACAUUCCUAAAUAUUGUUUUGACUCUCACUGUAUGAAUUAAUUAUGGAAAUAAAAUGGCCCAAGGAGCACUGUACUUAGUAUAUGUUCAGUUUAGCAUGUCAUUUUUUGACUCUCAUGUACACGUUUGUUUUGUUGACAUGGACCAGCCACAGACUUCUUGCUGUACUACUGAGCAGACACACUGUACUCUUCUAAAUUCCAUGAGAUUUGGUUUUGCAGAUUAAAAUGUCUGAAGUGAAA
Molecule: messenger RNA, 1274 nt
Organism: Micropterus dolomieu (smallmouth bass)
Lineage: Eukaryota; Metazoa; Chordata; Actinopteri; Centrarchiformes; Centrarchidae
Gene: rpe
Product: ribulose-5-phosphate-3-epimerase
Exons: 6
Coding region: 38-724 (228 amino acids)
Biological process (GO): pentose-phosphate shunt; pentose-phosphate shunt, non-oxidative branch; carbohydrate metabolic process
Cellular component (GO): cytosol
Molecular function (GO): metal ion binding; D-ribulose-phosphate 3-epimerase activity
Source: RefSeq, a predicted model, not a curated record